CGUGAGAGCAAGCGUCCACCGGGGGGGUGGUUUGGGGGCGCCGACAGCAGCCUUAUCAGAUACUUGUCCUAUGGCGGUGCUGUGACCUGUGGUGGGUGGGCGGGAUGGCGGCGCUGUGGUUGGCGGGAUGGCGGCGCUGUGACCUGUGGCGGCCGGGUGGGAUGGCAUCUCUGUGACCUGUGGUGGCCAGGUGUGACGGCAGUGCUGUGACCUGUGGUGGCCAGGUGUGACGGCAGCGCUGUGACCUGUGGUGGCCAGGUGUGACGGCAGCGCUGUGACCUGUGGUGGCCAGGUGUGACGGCAGCGCUGUGACCUGUGUUCCGCCUGGUGCCCGCCGCUGUACUGCUUCCACCCACUCGCAGCCUUAUCCACAUUCACAGGCAAAUAACCAAUCAUUCCCACCAAAAACAAAUGGGAUUUGUCCCAAAUGGCACCCUGUUCCCUAUAUAGUGCACUACUUCAUCAGGCUCCGUAGUGCACUAUGUAGGAAAUAGGGUGCAAUUUGGAAUUCAGCCAUGGGCUGCCUUAGCACUUCACCUGACAGACCUUAACCAAAAAGCAGAGUAGUUAGGUUUGCGGGUCUUGUCCAGUAGCUAAAGGAUUUUAGGUCUGACCUGUGCUUGGCCACAUUGGCUGGUGUUCAACUUGUUAUCUCAAGUAUGUUAUUUUUCCAACAUGUUGAUCCUUUAAUGUAACAUGUUGGGAUGAAUGGCAUGUGUAUUCCCAUUAAAGUUGGCAGCAUUUGUUGUGCUGCCAUCUCGCAACCUCCCUCACGCCGGCCAGCCCACCCCUCACCCUCCCCGCUGCCCAGUGAGCGACAGAUCAGAUCAGUGGGGGGGUGGAUGCAGUGUGUUAUAACAAUGGGGCACCCCCUUUUAGGCCAGUCUACCUCCCUCCCCGCAACAUUCCACACAGGACCACCAAGACCCACACACGGGACCACCAAGACCCACACACGGGGUCCCUGGAGCUGGGAACCACCACAACAAAGAGAGGGAGAGAGGCCCAGAGUGACUUACUGAGGCACACAGACCAUGACCUUAAUCGAAGACUCAUGUGUCUCUGCAAGUUUGGCUCGUUGCUCUGUAGUUUUGUUCUAGUGAUACUGAGAGAGUUUGUAUACGGCCAUAUAAUCUGAAUUGUAUUUCUAUGGUUAUGGGCCCACGCCUCUUUCUGAGGAGAGCUGUGAGAUCUGGGUUUGUGGCUUUCCACACUUUUGCUUGACGGGGAGCGCCACCUCAAAAUCCUUGUUAACACGUCCUGUUUGCAUGCUGUUAAGUCGGCAGUCUCGCUCUUUCCCACCUCGCUCCGGCUGACAUAUCACUUCAUGUUUCCCUGACUCUCUCCCGUAACACUCAGCUCAUAGGAGCUGUUCUAACAAAUCCAGAGGAGUUUUGUUUCAUUCUCCGUCCUGCUGCCUUAGUGAAUCUCCCUCAGUCUCUUCCUUGUCUCCGUAAUGGUUUAUUAGUCUUUCCUGCUCCUGUACUUUCCUCUCCUCCAUACCCUGCCGUACUUAGGCUACUUGUUCUCCCUCCCUCUGUACCCUCCCUCCCUCUGUUCUCUACCCUCCCUCUGUUCUCUACCCUCCCUCUGUUCUCUACCCUCCCUCUGUUCCUACCCUCCCUCUGUUCUCUACCCUCCCUCUGUUCCUACCCUCCCUCUGUUCUCUAACCUCCCUCUGUUCUCUACUACCCUUUGUUCCUACCCUCCCUUGUUUCUCCCUCCAUCUAGUCUACUUUCACCCUCCCUCUGUCCUUCCUCCCUCUGUUCUACCCUCCCUCUGUUCUCUUCCUCUUUCUCUACCCUCCCUCUGUUCCUACCCUCCUCUGUUCUCUACCCUCCCUCUGUUCUCUACCUCGCCUCUGUUCUCUACCUCCCUCUGUGCUCUACCCUCCCUCUGUUCUCUACCCUCCCUCCACCAUCUACUCCUCAGGGGUUCUUUGUGUGGAAGGCUUCCAGAUGAUUUUCAUGCCAAAACAGACCGCUGCUGUCGUUUUCACACACACUUCUCCCCCAGGCUUUGCUGUCAUGCCUCAAUAUGAGUUGUCGUUUGGUAUUGUCACAGUCGGAUCUGCUGCUCCUCCGCCAAGGCUUUUUACAGCCGUUGUUAUGUUAGCCAUUUUCCAUAGUGCCACUUCUUUCACGGCUGAAAUUCCUUUUGUGUUUUGUUGUUCCCUUGAUAUCUGAGCCGUGGUGUGUCUUUUUGUGUUGGGAUCACUCAGUGGUGGUGUCACUCAGCCAGCUGUGAGGAGUGGGAAGGACUUCAGGCUCUGAUCCCAAACUCUGAGGAUGGUGACUGACUAUAGCCCCCCCCCCCCCCCCCCAGACGGACAUGGCUGUGCCUCAGACAGUGAGGUCAUACAGUGAUCUACAAAAGUAUUUGGACAGCGAUAUUUUCAUCCAUAUCGGGGGAACUGUUUAGAAAUAACAGCACUUUUUGUACAUUGUCCCCACAUUUUAGGAGACCAACAGUAUUGAGGCAAAUUCACUAAUGUGUAUUAAAGUAGUCAAAAGUGAAGUAUUUGGUCCUCUGUAGCUCAGCUGGUAGAGCACGGCGCUUGUAACGCCAAGGUAGUGGGUUCGAUCCCCGGGACCACCCAUACACAAAAAUGUAUGCACGCAUGACUAAGUCACUUUGGAUAAAAGCGUCUGCUAAAUGGCUUAUUAUUAUUAUUAUUAUUAUUAUUAUUAUUAUUAUUAUUAUUAUUAUUAUGUUCAUAGCACACAAUGACUACAUCAAGCAUGUGACUCUACACAUUUGUUGGAUGCAUUUGCUGUUUGUUUUGGUUGUUUCAGAUAAUUUUUUGCCCAAUAGAAAUGAAUGGUAAAUGUGUCAUUUUUGCAGUCUCUGUUGUAAAUAAGAAUAUAAUGUUUCUAAACACUUCUACAUUAAUGUGGAUGCUACCAUGAUUACACAUAAUCCUGAAUGAAUCGUGAAUAAUGAUGAGUGAGAAAGUUAGACGCACAAAUAUACCCCCAAGACAUGCUAACCUCUCACCAUUACAAUAUCAAAUUGUAUUUGUCACAUGCGCCGAAUACAACAGGUGUAGACCUUGCAGUGAAAUCUUACUUACAAGCCCUUAACCAACAAUGCAGUUUUAAGAAAGAAUACCUAAAAGAAAUAAAAGUAAAAAAUAAUUAAAGCGCAGCAGUAAAAUAACAAUACCGCAUAAGACUGUAGCAGCAACAUUAUGUACAAAAUAAGUUAUGAACAAUGCAAAAAAACAAACAAAAUAGCACGAUCCCCUCCGGCGCCAUUGUAUCCACAGGCGCAGGGGAGGUUAGCAUUUUUUUUGGGCGGGGGGGUGGCUGUAUUUGUGCGUUUUAACUUCUUCACUCAUCAUUAUUCACGAGUCAUUCAGGAUUAUCCGAAACCGUGGUAGCAUCCACAUGAAUGUAGAUGAGUUUUAAAACAUAUUUUAUUCGUAUUUACAAUAAGUGAAUCCAAAAUGACACGACAUAAUUUACCAUUCAUUUCUAUUUGGCAAAAAAUGAUCUGAAACCCAAUCAAAACAAACAAGCAAAUGCAUCCAAUAAAUGUGUGGAGUCACAAGCUUAAUGUAGUCAUUGCGUGCUAUGAAUUUGGGACCAAAUAAUACUUUUUACUACUUCAAUACACAAAGUGAAUUUGUCUCAAUACUAUUGGUCUCCUAAAAUGUGGGGACUAUGUACAAAAAGUGCUGUAAUUUCUAAACAGUUCACCCGAUAUGGAUGACAAUACCCUCAAAUUAAGGCUGACAGUCUGCACUUUAACCUCAUAGUCAUAGUAUCAUUUCAAAUCCAAAGUGCUGGAGUACAGAGCCAAAACAACAAAAUGUGUCCCUGUACUUUUGGAGCUCACUGUGUGGGUUAGGUGGUAUACUGUAUACAGGGGGAUUGAUUCCUAUGAAAUGUUCUACAAAUAGGGCACUGUAUUAUAGGCUACUUCACUGUCAGGUAGCUAUGACCGAUCAUUUUGGGUCGAAGUUUGGUUGAUCAGUAGAAAACAAUUAGAAUGGAAAAAGCCUAUUUUAAAACCACUUACAUUUCAUUUGUAGCCGUCCUAGGGUCCAACACUACCCAUAAAUCGUAUGUGGACUUCAGAUUAUUCAGAAACAGAAUACAGUCAAAUAGUGUCAUACAGUCAAAUUGUGAUAUAAUAUUUUGGCCAAAUUGCCCAACCCUAAUGUGAGCGCUAGGGAGAGACCAAGACAUGAAGCACCAUACAGGAACUAUCAGUCAAGAUUUCUGGAUUGUUAUGAAGAUGUACUGGCAACGAUCAUGAGGAUGAUUACGACAUCGUCUUGUAUUUGCCAGAGGCCUGUGUGGUUGGGGAGCAGGAUGAGUGAAGGCCUGAAGCUAGGGACUCGCCUGCGUGUUUGGGCUGGAACCCCAGUGCUGGGUCCAGGCCAGAUGAGCUGUAAUCCCUGCUAAUUACUCCCAAGGCCUGCAUCAAGACUCCCACCGAUGAGGCUCCCACUAACACUUAGCUCAGUUUUCCAAAGUAUAGUUAGCCUAAUAGGUCACCUAAUGACCUAAUCCCUCACGCCGCUCCAUGCUUUUGAAUAUAUAAUUAACUAAUUAUCUGAGAAUUGGGGGGGGAAAUAAGCCGCGGUCCUCUGCUUUUGCUUUAAAUAUGUUUUAUAAUUUCCAGCCAAGCUGUAAGUGGGCCUCUGUCUUAGCUUUUUCACAUAGCUUUGUGAAUUUGACUGACGAGGUCAUCAAAACCAAAUUUAAAACAUGAACAAACCGUCGGCAGAAAUCCUGCUGGCCGAGGCGCAGGAUUUCAAUUAGAAUAAAAGGCCCUUCAAAGGCUCCAAUGCUUUUAAAAUAAAGGCUUGAAAAACUACAAAUAAUUUGGUCGGUAAGUUUGAGGGUGGCAGUUCUCCCUGAAAGAAAAACAAGGCUUUGUGAGGAAACUGGAGACGGGACAGAAACCAUGUUACAUUGUUGGAAAGACCCAUCUCAUAGUCGCAGUGAUUUAUUGACACAUCCACUCCAUAUCAUUUGGAAUGGGACGGAGUUAGUUGGUCAUGACUAAAGCCCAAUAGUCCCCUGUAGCUCAGUUGGUAGAGCAUGACGCUUGCAACGCCAGGGCUGUGGGUUCGUUUCCCACGGGGGGCCAGUAUGAAAAUGUAUGCACUCACUAACUGUAAGUCACUCUGGAUAAGAGCGUCUGCUAAAUGACUAAAAUGUCAACCAUUUUGCCUUCAGGUUGAGUAUUUCUUCCCACAGCGCUGUCUGGUGUCAGUUUCUUAAAGCCCAACAGGUAUAUCAGAAUCAUUGUUGCCCUUUUGUAGCUUUGAGGGCCCAGAAAUCUGAUCUUGCACCUGACCGCAUUCAGCCUGGAGGGCUUUUCCCGGGCGGCCGCAGCAGCCAGUCCUGUUCCUGUCCCAACAUCUGGUGGAUCUCAAUUCAGCUUCUUUUGGACGUCUGUUAUAAACAUUGAUGGGCUGUUUAUACCUGGGCCCGUUUUCAUCCUUUACUGACAAGACUGGAAUGUAUUGUUUGUGUGUUCACAUUUUUAAACCUUUCAAAUGCUUCUUCAACUGACAGACAGCGAUGUUUGUUGGGGGGUGAAAAUGACUUGCCAUGCACUGAAAACGUGUGUGUACACUCAGUGUAGGCUUGGGAGGUAUCCAGAUUGUCAUACCUUUAUACCAACCUUGUGCCAUCCCUGGAUAUCCGGUAAUACCGGCACUGAACACACAUUUACAUUUACGUCAUUUAGCAGACGCUCUUAUCCAGAGCGACUUACAAAUUGGUGCAUUCACCUUAUAGCCAGUGGGAUAACCACUUUACAAUUUUUAUUUUUUUUUUGGGGGUGGGGGGGGGUAGAAGGAUUACUUUAUCCUAUCCCAGGUAUUCCUUAAAGAGGUGGGGUUUCAAAUGUCUCCGGAAGGUGGUGAGUGACUCCGCUGUCCUGGCGUCGUGAGGGAGCUUGUUCCACCAUUGGGGUGCCAGAGCAGCGAACAAGGGCCGUUAUUUUCAAACCCCACUGAGCCUCUGUAAUCCGAAGGUUAUCAAUGCUAACAAGUACAUGUAAAACCCCAUAGUCAAUGUUAACUAAAUGCUAACGAGCGCAUUUCACACAGUCUCUGACAAACUAUUUGCAGGACAGACAUCCCAGCAAAAUGCUACUCAGUUUGCUGCACGCACAAAACCAACAUUUUAUUUUUGACAGUAUUGAAAAACCAUCCUGUGGCUAUUUCCAAAUACCACAGUAUAUACGGUAUACCGCCCAAGCCUAACUCAUUGGCCACUUUAUUAGGUACACCACCCUGUUCACGAAAAAUGGUUAGCUCCUACAGACGUUGUCAGGUGGCCGUGGCUGUGUUUCUGCUGCACUCAUUUUGCUGUGGUGCUGCACCACAAUGAAGAUCAUUUUGAAGAUGCUAUAACAUUCCACUUGUACUUUUCCUCUGCAAACUAAACAAGUAAUUAAUUUAAAAAAUCCAACAACCCCAGAGUGGAAUAGUUGAUCUAUUUACCUAGUCGGCUUGUUGUGUUCUAUGCUAGAUAAAUAUUCCUCUCGUGGCGCAUUCAUGUUAUAAGUGCCCUACAGAGGGAAACAUGCAUUCUGACAAGCAGUCAAUGCACAACAAUUAUUGCAAUUGUGAAAACAGCAGUUUUAAUGGCUUUUGUUAAAAUGAGGGGAAUCCCAGCUUUCCACUCCUACUUUAUUUAUUUCUCAACUCCUAAAUAUGCGCGAACUGCGUCGUUUUAAACCCGGGGAUUUUAGCAGAAGCAUGGUUAAGCACGUUACUGCUCCACAAUUUGCAUAGGGGAGAGUGGGGCUACAUGUAACACCGGUCAAUUGUAGGGUGACUUGGGGUACAAUGCCUCUCUACCUCAAUCAUUUAUUUGGAUUGACUUAAAAAAUUGUAAUGUGACACACAUUUUUUGUUGAGCAAGAGUAGUGGAAACCAGGGGAAGUGUUGGGUGGAAAAUUGUGAAAUGAAGUGGUUUCUGUGAGAAGUACAGGCAGGGGGCUUUUAACCCCGGGUGGCGAGUUACCCUAACAGGCAGGGGGCUUUUAACCCCGGGUGGCGAGUUACCCUAACAGGCAGGGGGCUUUUAACCCCGGGUGGCGAGUUACCCUAACAGGCAGGGGGCUUUUUACCCCGGGUGGCGAGUUACCCUUACAGGCAGGGGGCUUUUUACCCCGGGUGGCGAGUUACCCUUACAGGCAGGGGGCUUUUUACCCCGGGUGGCCAGUUACCCUAACAGGCAGGGGGCUUUUUACCCCAGGUUGCGACUUACCCUAACAGCUUUUUGGGACAUAACAUGUAUCAAUAUGAUAAUAACUACUUAAAAGAUCACAUUUGAGAUCUGGCUAAUGAUUAGCCCAAUAGGGUAAAUGCAGAUAGGCAACCCCAUGCUUCAGCCUAUUUAUUUGCACUUUGCUGCAUCAGCUGGGCUAAAGGUGAUAAUGUUUGUUGCUAAUAGCAUACCUGAUAAUAUGGACCAUGCAUAGGCUCUAUACUGUACAUGGCCCAAUAUGUUAAUCAUUUAAAUAAAUCAUUUUACCAAUGUGUUAUUGGGCAAAUUUCUGGAGGUGGAACCUCUAUUUUAGAUGGCGUCAGAAUACUUAUUUUAAUUCAUUUUGGAGUGGAAUGUCCUUUUAAAAAGUCACCAGAACUGAGCUCCUCAGUCCUUCAACAUACAAAUUAUAGGAGGGACCCCCUUCCGUGACCUUUCCCCCCCACUGCAGAGGAAACACUCCCGUGGCUUGCUACAGUGAGGGGAAAAAAGUAUUUGAUCCCCUGCUGAUUUUGUCCGUUUGCCCACUGACAAAGAAAUGAUCAGUCUAUAAUUUUAAUGGUAGGUUUAUUUGAACAGUGAGAGACAGAAUAAUAACAAAAAAAUCAAGAAAGACGCAUGUAAAAAAUGUUAUAUAUCGAUUUGCAUUUUAAUGAGGGAAAUGAGUAUUUGACCCCCUCUCAAUCAGAAAGAUUUCUGGCUCCCAGGUGUCUUUUAUACAGGUAACGAGCUGAGAUUAGGAGCACACUCUUAAAGGGAGUGCUCCUAAUCUCAGUUUGUUACCUCUAUAAAAGACACCUGUCCACAGAAGCAAUCAAUCAAUCAGAUUCCAAACUCUCCACCAUGGCCAAGACCAAAGAGCUCUCCAAGGAUGUCAGGGACAAGAUUGUAGACCUACACAAGGCUGGAAUGGUCUACAAGACCAUCGCCAAGCAGCUUGGUGAGAAGGUGACAACAGUUGGUGCGAUUAUUCGCAAAUGAAAGAAACACAAAACACCUGUCAAUCUCCCUCGGCCUGGGGCUCCAUGCAAGAUCUCACCUCAUGGAGUUGCAAUGAUCACGAGAACGGUGAGGGAUCAGCCCAGAACUACACGGGAGGAUCUUGUCAAUGAUCUCAAGGCAGCUGGGACCAUAGUCACCAAGAAAACAAUUGGUAACACACUACGCCGUGAAGGACUGAUCCUGCAGCGCCCGCAAGGUCCCGCUGCUCAAGAAAGCACAUAUACAGGCCCGUCUGAAGUUUGCCAAUGAACAUCUGAAUGAUUCAGAAGAGAACUGGGUAAGAGUGUUGUGGUCAGAUCAGACCAAAAUCGAGCUCUUUGGCAAAACUCAACUCGCCGUGUUUGGAGGAGGAGGAAUGCUGCCUAUGACCCCAAGAACACCAUUCCCACUGUCAAACAUGGAGGUGGAAACAUUAUGCUUUGGGGGUGUUUUUCCACUAAGGGGACAGGACUUCACCGUAUCAAAGGGACGAUGGACGGGGCCAUGUACCGUCAAAUCUUGGGUGAGAACCUCCUUCCCUCAGCCAGGGCAUUGAAAAUGGGUCGUGGAUGGGUAUUCCAGCAUGACAAUGACCCAAAACACACGGCCAAGGCAACAAAGGAGUGCCUCAAGAAGAAGCACAUUAAGUUCCUGGAGUGGCCUAGCCAGUCUCCAGACCUUAAUCCCAUAGAAAAUCUGUGGAGGGAGCUGAAGGUUUGAGUUGCCAAACGUCAGCCUCGAAACCUUAAUGACUUGGAGAAGAUCUGCAAAGAGGAGUGGGAAAAAAUCCCUCCCGAGAUGUGUGCAAACCUGGUGGCCAACUACAAGAAACAUCUGACCUCUGUGAUUGGCAACAAGGGUUUUUCCACCAAGUACUAUGUCAUGUUUUGCAGAGGGGUCAAAUACUUAUUUCCCUAAUUUAAAAUGCAAAUCAAUUUAUAACACUUUUGACAUGCUUUUUUCUGGAUUUUUGUUAUUCUGUCUCUCACUGUUCAAAUAAACCUACCAUUAAAAUUAUAGACUGAUCAUGUCUUUGUCAGUGGGAAAACGUACUAAAUCAGCAGGGGAUCAAAUACUUUUUUCCCUCACUGUAUAUAAAACAGGUAGACAGGCAUUCAGUUACUGUUAGAUUGAACAUUAGAAUGGGCAAAACGAGUGACCUAAGCGACUUUGAGCGUGGCAUGAUCGUCGGUGCCAGGCACGCACCCGUUUGUGUCUCAGAAACGGCCAGCCUCCUGGGCUUUUCACUCACGACAGUGUCGAGGGUUUACCGAGAAUGGUGCGACAAACAAAGAAACAUCCAGUCAGCGGCAGUCCUGUGGGCAAAAGCGGCUCGUUGAUUAGAGGGGUCGAAGGAGAAUGGCAAGAAUCGUGCAAGCUAACUGGCGGGCCCCAAACAGGCAAAUAAUAGCGCAGUACAACAGUGGUAUGCAGAACUGCAUCUCGGAACACACAACUCGUCGGCCCUUGUCACGGAUGGGCUAUUGCCCCAGACUACCACAACGGGUUCCACUCCUAUCACCUGAGAACAAGAAGCGGCUCCAGUGGCAAGUGAUCACCAACACUGGGCAAUUGAGUAGUGGGAAAAACAAUGCCUGGUCCGACGAAGCCUGGUUCCUGUUGUGUCAUGCUGAUGGCAGCCAAUAUUUGGUGUAAGCAGCAUGAAUCCAUGGCCCCAUCCUGCCUGGUGUCAACGGUACAGGCUGGUGGCUGUGGUGUAAUGGUGUGGGGAAUGUUUUCCUGGCACAUGUUAGGUCCCUUGAUGCCCCAAAGAAUUCAGGCUGUUCUGGAGGCAAAGAGGGGUCUGACCCGGUACUAGAUUGGUGUACUUAAUAAACUGGCCACUGAAUGUAUGUCUGUGUGUACUGUAGAAACUGUUAAGUAUAAUAUGGCCUAUAAAGUUCAGAUUUCUCUGGUUUUCUCAGUGUAAACUUUUUUUGAGGACUCAUUUGUACGCUCAUGGACAGUAGUCAGUCAGUGUGUUUCUGACAGCAGUACAACAUGGUGUUUGUGUAAGGCUCCCAUGGUAAAGCACUUGGCUUUAUGUAAAGAAGGUUUUUCUCCUCUUUAAAGUCUGAGUCAGUGGAAAGAUGGAGGGACUAGUCAGGAAGGUAUUUUGUGCCCUGUUUUUCCUCCUCCACCUCUCUCCUCCCUUGGGAUAAUAAAGCUGUGCUGUAACUUGUCCUCUGCGUUUGUCUGAAGAGCCUCUACCUGUCUGCAAAUGUGGGGAGAUAACGUGUACACACACACACACACUCUCUCUUUUAGCACAAGCCCGGGCGGUAAAUGUGGAAUCCCCGGCAGAGAGGCACUAGAUCAGAGAGAGAACUCAACAGAUACCUGGAAGAAAGACUGACGGGACAGACUGUUGAAUUAACUCUUAGUUUAGCAUGAAGUGUGUGUCCUCCCACCCCCCCAAGGAUACAAUAUGUUUGUUGCUUUACUAGGUGCUGGGGGUUCUGACCCUUCAGUUUAAACUGAUUUCAUUGCUUGGCUCACCCCUUAUUGAGGUCAGUGUCUUUGGCUCUCCUGCUAGUGGUAGGGCUGGGUGAUAUAUCGAAUAACUAAAAUGUAUGUUUUUACGCUAUAUUCCAAAUGCCUGUAUCGCAAGAAUCAAGUUUUUAUUUUUCGUUUUUAUGAAUGUGCAUGUCCGUUUGUUCUCAUGUUGUCUUUUUGGUCACGUCUCCUUCGGUCCUUCUGUGCUGUGUUCACCUUCUCAUUUACACCAGAGAUCUGUAUAUAAUGACGAGAUGCUCAUGUGCUUGAGAGAUUGUUUAUUAGACCUGUGUUCAUUUUCUAUAAUGCCUUCUACAAGAAGUUAGUCAUUAUUAGUGAAUGUGCAUUAUGCAUGGUUCAGGUUAAAUCUCUAACAAAAAAGGGCAUUUUCAGACUUGAAAGCCAGAUCAGUGAUUAUUGCAAAAAAGCAGGUUAAACUGUUGAUAAAAUAAUUAAAGAUGCACUAUGCAGAAAUCGCUCCGCCAUUUCCUGUUGCUAAAAUCUGAAUUGUUCGCCUAAUUUAAGUUUGACUUAACAAGCAAGUAUAGUGUAGAGAAUCAUUGUACCAUCUACAGUGAGGGAAAAAAGUAUUUGAUCCCCUGCUGCUUUUGUACGUUUGCCCACUGACAAAGACAUGAUCAGUCUAUAAUUUUAAUGGUAGCUUUAUUUGAACAUUGAGAGACAGAAUAACAACAAAAAAAUCUAGAAAAACGCAUGUAAAAAAUGUUAUAAAUUGAUUUGCAUUUUAAUGAGGGAAAUAAGUAUUUGACCCCUCUGCAAAACAUGACUUAGUACAUGGUGGCAAAACCCUUGUUGGCAAUCAGAGGUCAGACGUUUCUUGUAGUUGGCCACCAGGUUUGCACACAUCUCAGGAGGGAUUUUCUUCCACUCCUCUUUGCAGAUCUUUUCCAAGUCAUUAAGGUUUCGAGGCUGACGUUUGGCAACUCGAACCUUCAGCUCCCUUCACAGAUUUUCUAUGGGAUUAAGGUCUGGAGACUGGCUAGGCCACUCCAGGACCUUAAUGUGCUUCUUCUUGAGCCACUCCUUUGUUGCCUUGGCCGUGUGUUUUGGGUCAUUGUCAUGCUGGAAUACCCAUCCACGACCCAUUUUCAAUGCCCUGGCUGAGGGAAGGAGGUUCUCACCCAAGAUUUGACGGUACAUGGCCCGUCCAUCGUCCCUUUGAUGCGGUGAAGUUGUCCUGUCCCCUUAGCAGAAAAACACCCCCAAAGCAUAAUGUUUCCACCUCCAUGUUUGAUGGUGGGGAUGGUGUUCUUGGGGUCAUAGGCAGCAUUCCUCCUCCUCCAAACACGGCGAGUUGAGUUUAUGCCAAAGAGCUCCAUUUUGGUCUCAUCUGACCACAACACUUUCACCCAGUUCUCCUCCGAAUCAUUCAAAUGUUCAUUGGCAAACUUCAGACGGCCCUGUAUAUGUGCUUUCUUGAGCAGGUGGACCUUGCGGGCGCUGCAGGAUUUCAGUCCUUCACGGCGUAGUGUGUUACCAAUUGUUUCCUUGGUGACUAUGGUCCCAGCUGCCUUCAGAUCAUUGACAAGAUCCUCCCAUGUAGUUCUGGGCUGAUUCCUCACCGUUCUCAUGAUCAUUGCAACUCCAUGAGGUGAGAUCUUGCAUGGAGCCCCAGGCCGAGGGAGAUUGACAGUUCUUUUGUGUUUCUUCCAUUUGUGAAUAAUUGCACCAACUGUUGUCACCUUCUCACCAAGCUGCUUGGCGAUGGUCUUGUAGCCCAUUCCAGCCUUGUGUAGGUCUACAAUCUUGUCCCAGACAUCCUUGGAGAGCUCUUUGGUCUUGGUCAUGGUGGAGAGUUUGGAAUCUGAUUUGAUUGAUUGCUUCUGUGGACAGGUGUCUUUUAUACAGGUAACAAGCUGAGAUUUGGAUCACUCCCUUUAAGAGUGUGCUCCUAAUCUCAGCUCGUUACCUGUAUAAAAGACACCUGGGAGCCAGAAAUCUUUCUGAUUGAGAGGGUGUCAAAUACUUAUUUCCCUCAUUAAAAUGCAAAUCAUUUUUGACAUGCGUUAAUCUGGAUUUAUUUUGUUAUUCUGUCUCUCACUGUUCAAAUAAACCUACCAUUACAAUUAUAGACUGAUCAUUUCUUUGUCAGUGGGCAAACGUACAAAAUCAGCAGGGGAUCAAAUACUUUUUUCCUUCACUGUAAACCACUGUGAAAUAUAUUCCCAGCUGUUUGAAGCUGGUGUAAAACACACAAAAAACUUAAGAACUGGAAGCAUAGAAAUAGUGCACAUAGAGCAGAUCUACCGCUUCUUAGACUUGCGUUCAUUGAGAAUCAGGUCUAUAACACCCAUUUCUAUGUGAAUUUGGUUGGAUCACCCCAAAAAGUGACACUUUGCAGCUUUAAAUUAUUAGUGGGUCUUAUGGUUGUGGAAGGCUAAUAUUUAGUCUAGGUAUAAUUUCACAUGCCCUGAAUUCAUUCGAUUUUUAUUUUAUUUUAUUUUUGUCAUUUAGCAGACGCUCUUAUCCAGAGCGACUUACAUGAACAAUUAGGGUUAAGUGCCUUGCUCAAGGGCACAUCGGCAGAUUUUUCACCUAGUCGGCUCGGGGAUUAGAACCAGCAACCUUUCGGUUACUGGCACAAUGCUCUUAACCACUAAGCUACCUGCCGCCCACAUUAUAGAAUAAGGCAAAGGGUGGCUACUUUGAAGAAUCUCAAAUAUAAAAUAUAUUUUGAUUUGUUUAACACUUUUUUUGGAUACUACAUGAUUCCAUAUGUGUUAUUUCAUAGUUUUGAUGUCUUCACUAUUAUUCUACAAUGUAGAAAAUAGUAAAAAUAAAGAAAAACCCUGGAAUGAGUAGGUGUGUCCAAACUUUGACUGGUACUGUGUAUAUUUAUCUCGUACAUGCACUGAAUACAACAGGUGUAGACUUACUUAUAAGCCCUUAACCAACAAUGCAGUGAAGUAAAAUAAGUGUUAAAGUAUUUACUAAAAUAAACAGAAGUAAAUAUUAUUUGAAUUAUUUUAAAUAUAAGAAAAUAUACAUAACUAAAGAGCAACAAUAAAAUAACAGUAACGAGGCUAUAUACAGGGGGUACCAGUCAAUGUAUCUCGUGAAUCGCCCAUAAAUUUGAAAAAAUGUAGAUGAUUUUUAGGCCUUACCACCCAGCCCUAGCUAUUAACUCUACUACUAAAGACUACUAUAGCUACUAUAAUUUAAUACCAUUGUUAACAUUGGCCAAUAUCUAAUUACCAAGUGAGGUUAAAAUCCACUAUGAAUCCUGCCGCUCUGCUCCUGCUGAAUAUUAUUUUGUCUGAUUCAAUAACGAUUCGAUUCUCCUUGCACUCGUUCCCUCCAUUUUAUUUUUUAUUUCUCUUUAUUCCAUGUAAUGGAACACUCCUUCACGUCUCUCCUUACCUCCCUGCUAAUACCUCAUUUUGGUUAGUGCUCUCCCUUUUUUUCUCAUUCUCCCUUCUCUCACUCCUUUGGCCUCCCCAUUUUGUACAUAAUAGAGGCCAUAGUGAGGGUUAGUAUUUGGGGAAGUUUAAUUGCUACCACCUGAACCUUGCUCUGCUCAGUUGAACCAACACCGUCCAGUCAGUCCAGGGUUGUUUUCCAAAUGGCACCCUAUCCCCUAUAUAGUGCACUACUUUUGACCAGUGCCCACGGUAGUGUACUAUAUAGGGGAUAAGGUGCCAUUUAGAAGUUAGUCCAGCUCUCCUGAAGUUCUGCUCUGCUGGCUCUAAACUAACCCCUCAGUCUUUAGGUAAAUGUGUUUCAAGAUGCAUAGUAAUGCACUAAUCUGGAGCUAAAUUUCCUCAGGUCAUGAAGAUGCUCCCUAUAUACUAGUUACCCAUUACCAGAUAUUGAUACAAUUCUAAACAUGGGACAAAGACACAAGUCUUGAUAUUUUCCUUCUAGUUACUUAUAAUAGUUUGAUGUGACUGCGAGUAGUUCCUGUGGUAAGUUUUGGUAGCUAGUCGACUUUCUAUUUAAAAGUAUCUGUGAGGAAAUGCAGGAGCUAGUUAAAUCAUUGACAAAGAGCUGACCUGGGAUGUAGUAUAGACUGAGAGCUGACCUGGGAAGAAGUGGCCGGCAGGGAGCUGACCUGGGAAGAAGUGGCCGGCAGGGAGCUUUUGUGUUGGGAGACUAAGGUGGAGCUUGGGAGGGCUGAGCUGGGGGGGGGAAGAGGGAAACAGAGCGAGAGGCCAGGGCCAUGUUGUGGAAUCUCCCCAGGGCCUUCUGGGUAAAUGUUCAUGGAUGACAGCAUUUUGGAAUGUUCACAAAUGGAGAGUUUUAAUUGGCCAGAGGCCUCGACUGGUUUAGCAAUCAGAGAUGGACUCUCUCCGGUGGCAGGGGGUUAGGAUUUAUGGGUCUCGGUGUGUUUUUGUUUGUUUGUGUGAGUUAGAAUGGAUUCAUUUACAUUUACCGGUUGUUUUUCUUGACCUUGGGCAGUACUUCAACAAUUUAAUAUAUUAGCCUUAUAGUCUUUUCCAUAGCCUUAAGAAAUGCCAUGGCUGUUUGCAGUCCUGUUUUAACAUGUUACAAGCCUGUUGCUGUGUCAGUGCCGUGUUGUGGUGCUGUUAAACAGAAAAUAUACUAGUAAUGUUUGUAAUGAGGUUCCACCCUGGCCUCUGUACAUAUGUCUCUCUCUUAUCGUUGUAAUGCCACCCGAUAAGCAAAUCUUUGGUCUUUUGACAGCUGUGUUUUGGAAGAGAUUUUAAUCCCUGAUUUAUUUAAGGAAACAAUUUUGCUCCAGCGCUUUCCAAGAUCUUGCGGCUGGCUGAUUUAACUGUAAAAUAUCUCCCCCUCCAAAUUGAAUUCUCCUUAACCAAAACUCCUGAUCCCAUAAGGGAAUGUUGUGCAUUCUUCUAAAUGGAUUUAAGAGGGUCAGUCAAAGCACAUGUUACAGGCAAGUUAGCUGAGGAACACUCAAUUCUGUUUUCUUAUAUCAAGGCGGAGUUGAGUUUUGAUAACUGGUCGUGCGAUUUGCUAGCAACAACAUUGAGUCACCAUCAGUCGAUACUUGUAAAAAUGUACAUUCUGAAAAUGCCCAUAUACCUCUGUUUGUCCUGUACAACCGCGGUCCUUCUGCCGUGUGCUGAAAUUCAUACUUUAGUAAAAACGUUUAGAAUACAACCACAGACUUUUUCCUCAUUUGUGUUGCUAAACUCAACGCAAAUGCGCUUGUGCCAAUUGAAUCUCGGCUUACUUAGUACGUCAAGGCCGCUACAUCUCCAGUUGAUCAACACAAAUUAGGAAAAAGUUGGUUGUAUUCGAUAAGUUUUUACCAAACGUAUGAAUUUCAGCACCCCGUGGAAGGGCCACAAGCAUCGAGUGAUGGUGACGCAAUGUUGUUGCUAGCAAAUCGCGCGACCAGUUAUCAAUACUCACCCUUGAUAUAAGAGAACGGAGUUGAGCGUUCCUCAGCUACAGGCAAGGCUAACAUUUUUCACUUUACUACUCUACUCCCACCAGUGUUGAAGGGUUUCACUUGGCAUGGUUGUUGGACACACAUCCUAUUAAAUUAGUUAGUGAUGUUACUAUAUGGAAUUCUGUGGUGUUGGAGCUGAGCUGUUUUCCUGUCACUUUUAGCACAAAGGCAGGCAGCCAUUACCGUAUGGUGAUGCAUACUAGGCCUCGUGAGUAGCUGUGACCGAUGUCUGGUCAGAGAUGACCCGUCAUUGCAGUUAAUCAUUGCUAUUGUAUGAGUUAGUUUGUAGCGACAUCUGGAAAUGUUGUUCUAAUUGGAGCAGUUUUUUCAUUUUUAGGAGCACUGCUAUGAAACGUGACCUUAAAAACAGUAACCAUGAAAAUGUUAAUUAAAUAAAUCAAUGAAACUCCCUGUUGAACCCACAUGAAUCAUUAUAGUAUGUGUGUUUUUAUAGCCCACUACCAAGACAUACAACUCAUUUCUCCAUCAAUGUAUAUUUAGAUACCAACCUGUGAUGCUAAUUUGAGUAUAUUGGUCUCUGACUCAGAUGAUAAUGACUGGCCACAGCAGAGGGACCUGUUGAGUACGGAGUUCCUAUCAGGGAUGACCAGAGCCGGGCUGCAUCCCAAAUGGCACCCUAUUCCCUUUAUAGUGUGUCUGGCUAUCCCUACGGGCCCUGGUCAAAAGUAGUGCACUAUAAAGGGAAUAGGAUACCAUUUGGAAUGUAGCCUAGGCCUCCAACGGAAGAGUCAAGAGUUCUGAGUUGGCUGGGGUGUCUGUGUGCUGAAAGCGGCAUCCUGCCGGCCGACCGCCUGCGAGGGUCAGCAUGUCUGCGCGGCGUGGGAUAUCCUGCUUGUUAGCACACCUUCCUCUAGUGAGAGGGGAUUUCUGUCUGGCCAAUCAUUUGCUUGCUGACGCCAGCUGCAUGUUGGGCAUUAUUACUGCCAGGGUCACAAAGGAGAGGGGAAAAGUGGAUGGUCACCUAGGAUGAAAUUAAUAUUUGGUGUCAAAGACCCCCUCAGAUAACCAUUGAACAAUGAUCUGAAAUGUCUGACACUUAUCAUUAGGUGUCUGAGACACUUGUGGAAAAUGUUUGAAUUUAGUCAAUUUGAAACAUAGUUGAGAAAUAGUCUAAAUAGAGAAGCACUAAUCUAACCUUGUAACAUUUUAUCCUGUCAGCUGAGAUGUUCAAUGACUGUUGCCUUUAGUCAUAAAGAGAAAAUGGAGAAAGUGAAAACUGUGUAGUAAUGACAUGCCCCCUCAGUGCUGCCCUCCAUUUUGUUCAGAAACUCUUGGCUAAAGCCGGGAUCCCCUGUCACUCCAAUGAAGCUGUUCUUUUGAAAAUUGGACCUGAAAAGCAUGAUUGGGUUGGCAAAAGUGCUGUAAACCUGUCAUGCCAGUAUUUAGAAAAGCACUGAAGUGAAGGAAAAGGUAAUACCCUAGCUUAUCUCUAUAUGAGAAGUUGAAGCUCUAAUAAUGGUUUCCGCUUACAGAGAAACCUUGUUGAACAUGUUACAGUGAUGACCUCGCUAUGUGUGUCUGUGUGAGGGAGUGUGUGUGCUCUCUUACCCUCACAUGAAAAUGGGUGUAUUAAUGGUUGUCCAGCUGUUUCCGUAUGAGUGGGCCAGUGGUUCAUGUUCCUGAUCCUAGAAACCUGAACGGCCCUGUCCAUAGGCAUCAGCAGCAUAGCACACUCUAUUCAGUCGUGGUGUAGUUUAAGCCUGAUCUACUGCAGCAAAUUAGUUUUCAUUUUAGUUGAUGAAUUUUGUCCAAUCAUAAGCAUGAAUGGCUUUGCAUAAUAUAAUGCAAUCCUCUCAUUGGCACAAUUAACGUCUUUCAGUUGCGCGGUGUGUUUGAGUGGAUCUGCCCGGCUCUCCCCCACACACAGCUCCUGGGCAUGAGUAAACUAAGUCUAAAACUAUAUUGAAAAUAGCUGCUAAAUUGAACACUGCUGUCUUUCUCUGUGGUCACUGGAGUUCAGCAGGGUACGGACGGAAAUAAUCCUCUGGGGAAUUUGACUUCUGACUCAUAGUGUGACGUGUGUGGUUGUUAAUGUUUGUGUAUGUGGGUGGGUAGUGUGAUUCGUGUGUAUGCCUGUUAAUGUGUAUUUUGUAUGUGGAUCUAUGGUUGUUGGUGUGUAUCGGUUGUUAAUGUGUAUUUGUAUGUGGAUCUAUGGUUGUUGGUGUGUGGGGUGUGUAUCGGUUGUUAGUGUGUAUUUGUAUGUGGAUCUAUGGUUGUUGGUGUGUGUGUGUGUCUUUUAAGGCGAUUUGAGUGGUGGAUGUGCUGGCUGGCGGACAGAGGGGUCAGAGGACAGGACCUCUCUCUCAGGAGUGGCUGUUAACCUUUGACCCCGCUAGUUAAGCCUGCAGGGUGGUGGUAAGGGUGGAGGUUAUCUGCUCUGAAGUCUGUCUGGUCCUGGGCCACAUGAUGCAGGCCAGGCAGAGGAGAGGGGGUGAUGUGGACUCUAAUCUGGGUUUUGUCCACAAGGCAUUUUCACCUCCCCCACACCACCACCCCUCCUCCUCCUCACCAGAGAACCCAGUGUUCUGUGGGGCAGGCAGGGGAACGUCGUCCUCCUCCUCCAGUGUAAAGGGGCAGGCAGGGGAACGUCAAAGGGAAGGGACUUAUUUUAUGAGCCGUUUUAAAGAGGUUGGUGGAAACCACAAAGGAGAAGCAGAAAGCAGUGGACUGCUGAUGAAUGCCAUGACACACAGUAUCAUGUUGUUUAUUAGCUGCUCUGUGUUGUUUUGACUGCAGUAAAUAACCCUCCAUUUUCCUUCUGAUUGACAACCUGAACAAUGUGCCCGCUCAGUAUUUGUUGGGAUUCCCAGUUAAUUGGGAGAUGUUGUAUGUAGCCAAACAGACUCAACCCUCCAGCUAAAGCUUGUCCUUGAGGUUGAGCUGACGGUCCACAGACAAUAUGGGAAACCAACCUUUACUUGGCCGAUUUUACUUUCUUCAUUCUCGGUUUGGAAGGCACCAGUGUCUUCUAAUCGCCUGAUUCCAGUUGCAGGUGAAACUCCAAAAACCAGAGAAUAUUCCAGAAAAAUAUUAAAUCCACUUUUCUUUGCACCGAGUGAGUUCACUCGCCAUUUUAGCUACCGGACAUCACAUUUCCCAACAUGUUGAAGACGACAGCACGUCACACAGUGCGACCCAUACAACUCAAUCAAAGAUCUACAGUCGUGGUCAAAAGUUUUGAGAAUGACACAAAUAUUAAUUUUCACAAAGUCUGCUGCCUCAGUUUUUAUGAUGGCAAUUUGCAUAUACUCCAGAAUGUUAUGAAGAGUGAUCAGAUUAAUUGCAAAGUCCCUCUUUGCCAUGAAAAUGAACUUAAUCCCAAAAACUUUUCCACUGCAUUUCAGCCCUGCCACAAAAGAACCAUUGACAUCAUGUCAGUGAUUCUCUCGUUAACACAGGUGAGAGUGUUGACGAGGACAAGGCUGGAGAUCACUCUGUCAUGCUGAUUGAGUUAGAAUAACAGACUGGAAGCUUUAAAAGGAGGGUGGUGCUUGAAAUCAUUGUUCUUCCUCUGUUAACCAUGGUUACCUGCAAGGAAACACGUGCUGUCAUCAUUGCUUUGCACAAAAAGGGCUCCACAGGCAAGGAUAUUGCUGCUAGUAAGAUUGCACCUAAAUCAACCAUUUAUCGGAUCAUCAAGAACUUCAAGGAGAGAGGUUCAAUUGUUGUGAAUAAGGCUUCAGGACGCCCAAGAAAGUCCAGCAAGCAGCCUGGACCGUCUCCUAAAGUUGAUUCAGCUGCGGGAUCGGGGCACCACCAGUGCAGAGCUUGCUCAGGAAUGGCAGCAGGCAGGUGUGAGUGCAUCUGCACGCACAGUGAGGCGAAGACUUUUAGAGGAUGGCCUGGUGUCAAGAAGGGCAGCGAGGAAGCCACUUCUCUCAAGGAAAAACAUCAGGGACAGACUGAUAUUUUGCAAAAGGUACAGGGAUUGGACUGCUGAGGACUGGGGUAAAGUAAUUUUCUCUGAAUCCCCUUUCUGAUUGUUUGGGGCAUCCAGAAAAAAGCUUGUCCGGAGAAGACAAGGUGAGCCCUACCAUCAGUCCUGUGUCAUGCCAACAGUAAAGCAUCCUGAGACCAUUCAUGUGUGGGGUUGCUUCUCAGCCAAGGGAGUGGGCUCACUCACAAUUUUGCCUAAGAACACAGCCAUGAAUAAAGAAUGGUACCAACACAUCCUCCAAGAGCAACUUCUCCCAACCAUCCAAGAACAGUUUGGUGACGAACAAUGCCUUUUCCAGCACGAUGGAGCACCUUGCCAUAUGGCAAAAGUGAUAACUAAGUGGCUCGGGGAACAAAACAUCGACAUUUUGGGUGCAUGGCCAGGAAACUCCCCAGACAUUAAUCCCAUUGAGAACUUGUGGUCGAUCCUCAAGAGGUGGGUGGACAAACAAAAACCCACAAAUUCUGACAAACUCCAAGCAUUGAUUAUGCAAGAAUGGGCUGCCAUCAGUCAGGAUGUGGCCCAGAAGUUAAUUGACAGCAUGCCAGGGCGGAUUGCAGAGGUCUUGAAAAAGAAGGGUCAACACUGCAAAUAUUGACUCUUUGCAUAAACUUAAUGUAAUUGUCAAUAAAAGCCUUUGACACUUAUGGAAUGCUUGUAAUUAUACUUCAGUAUACCAUAGUAACAUCUGACAAAAAUAUCUAAAAACAGUAAAGCAGCAAACUUUGUGAAGACCAAUACUUGUCAUUCUCAACUUUUGACCACGACUGUACACACAUGCGAGGCAUUUCUCACUCGUUAAAAAACGUCUAUUUAAUAUAUUUCUGAAUAUUUCCACGUUAUCAGAGUUGCACCUGAAACUAGAAACAGGAGUUUUUAUGACACCUGUUCCUUCCAAAAUUUAGAAUUAAGGAAGUAUCUCCAAGUAAAUCUUUAGUUGACCCUUGCCCCUGACUCCUGACACAACUGUUUUGGAAGACUUUUGCUCACUAUUGACUACUUCCUGCUGAUGAGAAAUACAUUUUAUUUGUAUAUUGUGUACAUAGACUUGUGGUGAAUAAAAUGUUUAAUGUGGGUUCAUACCUUUAGAAACUCUAAACUUUAGGUAGUCCAGUCAAGGAUUUCCUAUCAAAUGACACCCUAUUCCCUAUAGUGCACUACUUUUGACCAGGACCCAUAGGGCUCUGGUCAAAAGUAGUGCACUUUAAAGGGAAUAUGGUGCCAUUUGGGAUGCGGCCAAGCUUUCACUUUUUUUUAUUUGAACCGUCUACACUGUUUCUGUGCAGGUGUUGGAGAAAUUGGCCACCCUACUGUUUUCCCAAAGUAUGCAUUAACUAAUACGAUAACUUUUUCGGAGACUUUAGCCCGUGAGCUAACAAUGUGACAUUUGUACAGACAUUCCUGUGAAAGAUUGGCCAUCUGUUUUAUUUGUGUUCUUUGGUUAGACAUUUUCCACAUGGAUAAAGGCCUUUAGAUUGUGUCCCUGUACUGCGGGCAGGUGGGCAGGCAGGGAGGGAGGGACGCCUUGGUGGACUACAGGCUGAAUCUCUGUUUCACUUAAAGGAGGUGUGUGUGUGUGUGUGCGCGCGCCUGCACUCACUGCUUACUUUGCGCUCUCCAAUCAUAUGGUACAAAGAGCUAUGUGUUGACUUGUGAUGUGUGAAUGUGUUUAGGUAGUGGUUGCCAACUCUCUCUCUCUCUCGCUGUGUGUGUCAGUUGAGCCCGAUUUGGGCUUGAUCCCAGGAGUGAGGGGUGGAAGGGUUGAGAGAGGGUUAGGGUGGAAGGGUUGAGAGAGGGUUAGGAUGGAAGGGUGGGGAGAGGGUUAGGAUGGAAGGGUGGGGAGAGGGUUAGGAUGGAAGGGUGGGGAGAGGGUUAGGGUUGAGAGAGGGUUAGGGCGGAAGGGUUGAGAGAGGGUUAGGAAUGAGAGGGGGUUAGGGUGGGGAGAGGGUUAGUGUGGAAGGGUUGAGAGCGGGUUAGGGUUGAGAGGGUUAGGGGGGAAGGGUGGAGAGAGGGUUAGGGGGGAAGGGUGGAGAGAGGGUUAGGGUGUAAGGGUGGGGAGAGGGUUAGGGUUGAGAGGGUUAGGGUGGAAGGGUUGAGAGAGGGUUAAGGUGGAAGGAUUGAGAGAGGGUUAGGGUUGAGAGUGGGUUAGGGCGGAAGGGUUGAGUGGGUUAGGGUGGAGAAAGGGUUAGGGCGGGAUGGUUGAGAGAGGGUUAGGGUGGAAGGGUGGGGAGAGGGUUAGGGUGGAAGGGUUGAGAGAGGGUUAGGGUGGAAGGGUGGGGAGAGGGUUAGGGUGGAAGGGUUGAGAGAUGGUUAGGGUGGAAGGGUGGGGAUAGGGUUAGGGUGGAAGGGUUGAGAGAGGGUUAGGGUGGAAGGGUUGAGAGAGGGUUAGGGUGGAAGGGUGGGGAGUGGGUUAGGGCGGAAGGGUUGAGAGAGGGUUAGGGUGGAAGGGUGGGGAGAGGGUUAGGUGGAAGGGUUGAGAGAUGGUUAGGGUGGAAGGGUGGGGAUAGGGUUAGGGUGGAAGGGUUGAGAGAGGGUUAGGGUGGAAGGGUUGAGAGAGGGUUAGGGUGGAAGGGUGGGGAGUGGGUUAGGGCGGAAGGGUUGAGAAAGGGUGGAUGGGUGGAGAGCGGGUUAGAGUUGACAGGUUUAGAGCGGGUUAGGGUUGAUGGAUUGUUAGGGUGGAAGGGUGGAGAGAAGGUUAGGGGGGAGACGGUUGAUAGAGGGUUAGGAUGGAAGGGUUGAGGGUGGGUUAGGGUUGAGAGUGGGUUAGGGAGGAAGGGUUGAGUGUUAGGGUGGAGAAAGGGUUAGGGCGGAAUGGUUGAGAGGGUUAGGGUGGAAGGGUUGAGAGAGGGUUAGGAUUGAGAGAGGGUUAGGAUUGAGAGAGGGUUAGGAUUGAGAGAGGGUUAGGGCGGAACGGUUGAGAGAGGGUUACAUUUACAUUUUACAUUUUAAGUAAGGGGGGUAGAAGGAUUACUUUAUCCUAUCCCAGGUAUUCCUUAAAGAGGUGGGGUUUCAAGUGUCUCCGGAAGGUGGUGAGUGACUCCGGAGAGGGUUAGGGUUGAGAGAGGGUUAGGGUGGAAGGGUGGGGAGAGGAUUAGGGUGGAAGGGUUGCGAGACGGUUAGGGUUGAGAGUGGGUUAGGGCGGAAGGGUUGAGAAAGGGUUAGGGUGGAGAGAGGGUUAGGGUUGACAGGUUGAGAGCGGGUUAGGGUUGAUGGAUUGUUAGGGUGGAAGGGUGGAGAGAGGGUUAGGAUGGAAGGGUUGAGAGAGGGUUAGGGUGGAGACGGUUGAUAGAGGGUUAGGAUGGAAGGGUUGAGGAUGGGUUAGGGUUGAGAGUGGGUUAGGGCGGAAGGGUUGAGAGUGGGUUAGGGCGGAAGGAUUGAUAGCAGGUUAGGGUUGAAAGGUUGUUAGGGUGGAAGGGUUAAGAGGGUGGUGCUUCCCUGUCUCUCUGGUCGUGUUGUGGGACGGAUUUUGUAAUAGACAUUUUAACUAGCAAGGUAGAAGCCUUCAUAUAGAAGUUAUGUACUUCAACCAAAGGAUUGUGACAACAUUCUCUCUCCACCAUGUGAAUCAUGUAAGGUGGAAAAACAUUUGGUGUUUGUGGUGGUCUUACACAGUGUGCACUAUGCUUGAGUGUAGUGUGUGUGUACUCCUUCACAUCAAUAGUACUUUAAGUCCACACUGGUCUCUUGGCAUACGCAAUUCUAACGUGUGUAGCCACUGCUGAGACACACUCUGCUCUAGUGGUGUUACAAAGGUAGUUUAGUCCUCAAAUAUUUAAGCAAUAAGGCCCGUGGGGGUGUGGUAUAUGGCCGAUAUACCAUGGCUAAGGGCUGUUCUUAUGCAUGAUGCAACGCGGAGUGCCUGGACACAUCCCUUAGCCGUGGUACAUUGGCCAUAUAUCACAAACUCCCGAGGUGCCUUAGUGCUAUUAUGAACUGGUUACCAACGUAAUUAGAGCAGUAAAUGUUUUGUCAUACCAAUGGUAUACGUCUGAUAUACCACGGCUUUCAGCCAAUCAGCAUUCAGGGCUCGAACCACCCAGUUUAUAAAUAUCUAUAUAUCACACUGGUGAAGGGAUAUAGGCUGUGAACAUCCACAACUUUAUGGUCAGUGAGUGGGUACAUUUGCAACUCUAGUUUUAUAUACUAGGCCUGAUUGCACUGUUAACCUUUUGUUACAGCAGUAGUCUUUUUUAAAUUGUCAGUUACUAUUAAAAUCUAGUGAAACGUUGAUUUGAUUUCCAAGCUCAUGUCUGUCCCAAAUGGCACACCUUUCCUUAGGCAUAGUGCACCGCUUUUUACCACGGCCCUGGUUGAAAGUAGUGCACUAUAUAGGAAAUAGGGUGCCAUUGGAGCCGGUGUGUGUGUGUGUAGUGGUGUUAUUAACUGUUUGGUAGUGUAGUUGUGCUAGUGACUGUUUGGUAGGGUAGUGGCGCUAGUAACUCUAGUGUGUAGUGGCGCUAGUAACUCUAGUGUGUAGUGGCGCUAGUAACUCUAGUGUGUAGUGGCGCUAGUAACUCUAGUGUGUAGUGGCGCUAGUAACUCUAGUGUGUAGUGGCGCUAGUAACUAGUGUGUAGUGGCACUAGUAACUCUAGUGUGUAGUGGUGCUAGUAACUCUAGUGUGUAGUGGUGCUAAUAACUCUAGUGUGUAGUGGCUCUAGUAACUCUAGUGUGUAGUGGCGCUAGUAACUCUAGUGUGUAGUGGCGCUAGUAACUAGUGUGUAGUGGCGCUAGUAACUCUAGUGUGUAGUGGCGCUAGUAACUCUAGUGUGUAGUGGUGCUAGUAACUCUAGUGUGUAGUGGUGCUAGUAACUCUAGUGUGUAGUGGUGCUAGUAACUCUGUUUAGUGUGUAGUGGUGCUAGUAACUCUGUUUGGUAGUGUAGUGGUGCUAGUAACUCUGUUUGGUAGUGUAGUGGUGCUAGUAACUCUGUUUGGUAGUGUAGUGGUGCUAGUAACUCUGUUUGGUAGUGUAGUGGUGCUAGUAACUCUGUUUGGUAGUGUAGUGGUGCUAGUAACUCUGUUUGGUAGUGUAGUGGUGCUAGUAACUCUGUUUGGUAGUGUAGUGGUGCUAGUAACUCUGUUUGGUAGUGUAGUGGUGCUAGUAACUCUGUUUGGUAGUGGUGCUAGUAACUCUGUUUGGUAGUAUAGUGGUGCUAGUAACUCUGUUUGGUAGUAUAGUGGUGCUAGUAACUCUGUUUGGUAGUGUAGUGGUGCUAGUAGCGCCAGCAGAGUGGCCUGUUCUGCAGACUACCAGGGACAGGGCUAGAGUUGUUGAGCGAGCGGAGGGCUGGUGGGGAAAACCAAACAAGCCGUUGGGCGCCUGGGCGGAGUGAAAGGACCACUGUGUUCUUCCCAAAUUCCAACAGCCGCCUUUAAAAAGAAAGAAAAACAUAACAUUAUUGCAGCUGCAACUCUGCAUUCAGCCUCUACGCCUCUCCGACCCACCACCACUGCUGCACUACUCCGACCCCUGCGAUAAAUCGCCCUUGAGUCCACUGUGACCACUCUUUGCCAAACUUCUCAAUAUUUCUGUACAGCAGAGGGCGUGGGUUAGAAGAGAGAAAGUCUCCGUAUGGGGUGUCAGCACUUAGAGAUGUCAGGUUGUUAAGCUUGUUUAACAUCUGCGCUCGAACAUCCCUCCCCGGAUCAAGCCGUUCUUUAGCAGUCUCCCUCCUCCCGCCUCCUGUCAGUGUGAAUGUUGGUGUGUAUUGCUCCCACAUGAGUAACAGCUGCAGAAGCUCGCGGUAUAACGUCUCGACUGACGGUUGCUGUGAGAGGUCACGUUGAGGAAAAUAAACCACCAAUGAAACUAGACUUUUCUUUCUCUUUUGGAUAGGUGGUUCUCCAGAGUCAGCUUCUGUACCUGCUGCAGGGAGGCCUGCUACACUGCAUGUUAAAUUAUAUUAUUGGGCUGCCCAAUUAUGGGCAAGUAGACAAUGGGUGGCGCAACCAUCACAAUGUAUUUAAUUUAAAUUAGAUGUCUUUUUUUUUCUUGAACAUGAUGGUUUGUUUUCUGCUGCGAGAACAAGGCGCCUGAUUCACAUAACUGACAGAAAACAAAACUAGUUUUUCACGGUGUGUAACUGUGCUGUGUGAACUGUCUUUACGAUGGUUGGUCUUGGGUUUGUGUGUCAUCUGUAGUGUUGUAGUGUGUAUCUGUAGUGUGUAUCUGUAGUGUGUAUCUGUAGUGUGUAUCUGUAGUGUGUAUCAGUGUUUUCUCUCCCCCUCUCUGUAGGAACCCAUCUGAAGGUGUGUCCCCAGGAAUACUCAUGCUGUACCUUGGAGAUGGAGGAGAAACUGAGCCAGCAGAGCCACUCAGACCUGAAGGCCCCCGUCUCCCAGCUCAGCACCAACCUACAGAGCACCUUCAAACAGAGGCACAGCCACUUUGACCGUAAGGGAGAGAUCGAAAUGCAUGCACACACGCUCUCACACACACACCCCCCUCUACCUUCCUACUGUAUCAGUCCAUCUAUGUCCCACUGCUAGGCAGCAUGGCGUCCUGUCCCAGUCCCCAGAGCAGCAGUGCAUGUGGAGUGUUGGCUUUGACCGACACUCCCACCUGCCCGUGCACUGGCUGCCUGCAGCAGACACCCAUUCUCUGUUGGCCGGUCCACCUGUCUCUCAAUGUCUGUCAUUGCCCCUCUCUGGCCAAUUCCCUCUUGCCCUACGCUCUGGGGAGAAAGAGAGGCAUGCAUGCUCCCAGACAGACCACACACCCAGCGCCAGUCUUCUUUCCCUUAAAACCCUUCCUGUUCUCGCUCUGUGUGUGUGUGUGUGUGUGUAAAAAUAUCUGGAUCAGGUUUACCGUGAUUGCUCUACUGUGUGGAGAGGCGGUGCAUGGGAACAUGUGACAGUGCUCAGUCACUGAGGAAGGGCAGUGGGACAGUUUGGCCCCUGAGACCUCCUGUCCCCCAUCGAACCCCAUCACCACUCUGGCUAUUGCCUCUGCUGGUUGAUGAGGGGCUGUAGAUGCAGGCUAGAGGAUACCUGGUCGGACACACUUUCAUGGACCCACAGUACCAAGCCCUCAAAUGAGUUUAGGCUCCAUAGUGAGAUGGAGUGUUGGGACAUAAAUGAAUAUUUCAAGUAUGUAUUGUACAUAAAAUCCAGCAGCAUACCACCCUGCAUCCCACUGCUGGCUUGCCUCUGAAGCUAAGCAGGGUUGGUCCUGGAUGUGAGACCAGAUGCUGCUGGAAGUGGUGUUGGAGUGCCUGUAGGGGGUACUCUUCCCUCUGGUCUAAGGAGAUCCCAAUGCCCCAGGGCAGUGAAGGGGACAUUGCACUGCACAGGGUGCCGUCUUUCAGAUCGGAUGUUAAAACGGGUGUCCUGACUCUCUGAUCACUAAAGAUCCCAUGGCACUUAUCGUAAGAGUAGGGGUUUGGGUGUUAACCCCGGUGUCCUGGCUAAAUUCCCAAUCUGGCCACCUAAUCAGCCCCAGCUUCCAAUUGCUUCUGCCCCCCCCCCCCCCCCCCCCCCCCCCCCCCCCGUAACUCUUCCCCGGGUCGUUGCUGUAAAUGAGUGUGUGCGGGAUAGUCGGUAACAGGGAGUAUGUGUAUUGCAGCCAGAUGUGAACAAGAAUGUGACGUGUCGGAAUGUGGUGGCUGCUUUAGCGCUCUCUCUAUCUCUCUUUCGGUCUCUCUGUCUCUCUCUCGGUCUGUCUCUCUCUCUCUCUCGGUCAGUCUGUCUCUCUCGAUCUGUCUCUCUCUCUCUCUCGGUCGGGCUGUCUGUCUCUCUCUCUCGGUCGGGCUGUCUGUCUCUCUCUCUCUCGGUCGGGCUGUCUGUCUCUCUCUCUCGGUCGGGCUGUCUGUCUCUCUCUCUCGGUCAGGCUGUCUGUCUCUCUCUCUCGGUCGGGCUGUCUGUCUCUCUCGGUCGGGCUGUCUGUCUCUCUCUCUCGGUCGGGCUGUCUCUCUCUCGGUCUGUCUCUCUCUCUCGGUCUGUCUCUCUGUCUCUCUCUCGGUCUGUCUCUCUCUCUCUCUCUCGGUCUGUCUCUCUCUCUCUCUCUCGGUCUGUCUCUCUCUCUCUUCUCGGUCUGUCUCUCUCUCUCUCGGUCUGUCUCUCUCUCUCUCGGUCUGUCUCUCUCUCUCUCUCGGUCUGUCUCUCUCUCUCUCUCUCUCUCGGUCUGUCUCUCUCUCUCUCUCUCGGUCUGUCUCUCUCUCUCUCUCUCUCGGUCUGUCUCUCUCUCUCUCUCGGUCUGUCCUCUCUCUCUCUCUCGGUCUGUCUCUCUCUCUCUCUCUCGGUCUUGUUCUCUCUCUCUCUCUCUCGGUCUGUCUCUCUCCUCUCUCUCUCUCGGUCUGUCUCUCUCUCUCUCUCUCUCGGUCUGUCUCUCUCUCCCCUCUUCUCGGUCUGUCUCUCUCUCUCUCUCUCUCGGUCUGUCUCUCUCUCUCUCUCUCUCGGUCUGUCUCUCUCUCUCUCUCUCGGUCUGUCUCUCUCUCUCUCUCUCUCGGUCUGUCUCUCUCUCUCUCUCUCUCGGUCUGUCUCUCUCUCUCUCUCUCUCGGUCUGUUCUCUCUCGGUCUGUCUCUCUCUCUCUCUCGGUCUGUCUCUCUCUCUCUCGGUCUGUCUCUCUCUCUCUCUCGGUUCUGUCUCUCUCUCUCUCUCUCUCUCGGUUCUGUCUCUUCUCUCUCUCUCUCGGUUCUGUUCUCUCUCUCUCUCUCUCGGUCUGUCUCUCUCUCUCUCUCUCUCGGUCUGUCUCUCUCUCUCUCUCUCUCGGUUUGUCUCUCUCUAUCUCUCCUCUCGGUCUGUCUAUCUCCGUCUCUCUCUCUCUUCUUCUCCUCUCUCUCGGUCUUUCUUCCUCUUCUCUCGGUCUCUCUCGGUCUGUCUCUCUCUCUCUCGGUCUGUCUCUCUCUCUCUCUCUCGGUCUCUCUCGGUCUAUCUCUCUCGGUCUGUCUCUCUCUCUCUCUCUCGGUCUCUCUCGGUCUCUCUCUUCUCGGUCUGUCUCUCUCUCUCUCUCUCUCGGUCUCUCUCUCGGUCUCUCUCGGUCUCUCUGUCUCUCUCUCUCUCUCUCUCUUCUCGGUCUGUCUAUCUCGUCUCUUCUCUCUCUCUCGGUCCGGUCGUUCUUCUCUCUCUCUCUCGGUCUCUCUCUCUCUCUCUCUCUCGGUCUCUCUCGGUCUCUCUCUCUCGGUCUGUCUCUUUCUCUCUCUCGGUCUCUCUGUCUCUCUCUCGGUCGGUCUGUCUCUCUCUCUCUCUCUCGGUCGGUCUGUCUGUCUCUCUCUCUCGGUCGGGCGGUCUGUCUCUCUGUCUGUCUCUCUCUCUCUCUCUCGGUCUGUCUCUCUCUCUCUCUCUCGGGUCUGUCUUCUCUCUCUCUCUCUCGGUCUCUCUCGUUCUCUCUCUCUCGGUCUGUCUCUCUCUCUCUCUCGGUCUCUCUCUCGGUCUCUCUCUCUCUCUCUCGGUCUGUCUCUCUCUCUCUCUCGGUCUCUCUCUCGGUCUCUCUCUCUCUCUCUCGGUCGGUCUGUCUCUCUCUCUCUCUCGGUCGGGCUGUCUGUCUCUCUCUCGGUCAGGCGGUCUGUCUCUCUGUCUGUCUCUCUCUCUCUCGGUCUGUCUGUCUCUCUCUCUCUCUCGGUCUGUCUGUCUCUCUCUCUCUCUCUCGGUCUGUCUCUCUCUCUCUCUCUCGGUCUGUCUCUCUUCUCUCGGUCUCUCUCUCGGUCUCUCUGUCUCUCUCUCUCUCUCGGUCGGUCUGUUUUCUCUCUCUCUUCGGUCGGUCUGUCUCUCUCUCUCUCUCUCGGUCGGUCUGUCUCUCUCUCUCUCGGUCGGGCUGUCUGUCUCUCUCUCUCGGUCGGGCUGUGUCUGUCUCUCUCUCUCGGUCAGGCGGUCUGUCUCUCUCUCUCGGUCAGGCGGUCUGUCUCUCUCUCUCGGUCAGGCGGUCUGUCUCUCUCGGUGUCUCUCUCUCUCUCUCGGUCUGUCUCUCUCUAUCUCUCGGUCGGGUCUCUCUCGUCGUCUCUCUCUCGGUCUGUCUCUCUCUCCUCUCUCUCUUUCGUCGUUCUUCUCUCUCUCUCUCGGCGUCGUCUCUCUCUCUCUCUCGUCUUUCGACUCUCUCUCUCGGUCUGUCUCUCUCUCUCUCUCGGUCUGUCUCUCUCUCUCUCUCGGUCUGUCUGUCUGUCUGUCUCUCUCGGUCGGUCUGUCUGUCACUGUCUCUCUCUCUCUCUCGGUCUGUCUGUCACUGUCACUGUCUCUCUCUCGGUCUGUCUGUCUCUCUCUCUCGGUCUGUCUCUCUCUCUCUCUCUCUCUCGGUCUGUCUGUCACUGUCUCUCUCUCUCUCUCGGUCUGUCUGUCACUGUCUCUCUCUCUCUCUCGGUCUGUCUGUCACUGUCACUGUCUCUCUCUCGGUCUGUCUGUCUCUCUCUCUCGGUCUGUCUCUCUCUCGGUCUAUGUCUGUCUCUCUCUCUCUCUCGGUCUAUGUCGGUCAGGUUGCUCUCUCCCUGGAUAGGGUGUCCAGCUUAAUGCACACAUCUUUUGCUAAUUUGCAUAGUUCAUUGUUUAAUUCCAGCUUUCACUUCCAGCAUUUUAAUCAAUUUAUUUAUUUCCUUUACUAAUGUGUUAUCAUGUACACAGUCACAUUUAUUUUGUCUUAGUAUGCCUCUAAGAACGGAAGAUUGCAAUUUUUUCAAGUCAUUACUGAAUUAUUUAAUGUAAUCAAACAUGAAACCUCUUAAACAUUCAUGGUAAUUCAGAGAUGUGUACUCGAGUCACGUGACUUGGACCCGAGUACGUCUUGAUUUUGAGGCUUGACUUGGCAAAAAAAACGCCACUCGAUUUUGACUUGAUCAUCUAUGACUCGUGACUUAACUUGAACUUGAGUUGUAUGACUGGAGAGACUCGAUUUGUCAUCUCGCGCAGUAUGUACAGUGCCUUGCAAAAGUAUUCAUCCCCCUUGACGUUUUUCCUAUUUUGUUGCAUUACAACCUGUAAUUUAAAUGGAUUUUUAUUUGGAUUUCAUGUAAUGGACAUACACAAAAUAGUCCAAAAUUGGUGAAGUGAAAUGAAAACAAUUAAUUGUUUCAAAAAAUUAUAAAAUAUGUAUUCACCCCCUUUGCUAAAUAAAGUCCACCUGUGUGCAAAGUCCACCUGUGUGCAAUCUAAGUGUCACAUGAUCUCAGUAUAUAUACACCUGUUCUGAAGUCUGCAUCACUACUAAGCAAGGGGCACCAUGAAGACCAAAGAGCUCUCCAAACAGGUCAGGGACAAAGUAAUGGAGAAGUACAGAUCAGGGUUGGGUUAUAAAAACAAUAUCCGAAACUUUGAACAUCCCACGGAGCACCAUUUAAAUCCAUUAUUUAAAAAUGGAUAGAAUAUGGCACCACAACAAACCUGCCAAGAGAGGGCCGCCCACCAAAACUCAUGGACCAGGCAAGGAGGGCAUUAAUCAGAGAGGCAACAAAGAGACCAAAGAUAACCCUGAAGGAGCUGCAAAGCUCCACAGCGGAGAUUGGAGUAUCUGUCCAUAGGACCACUUUAAGCCGUACACUCCACAGAGCUGGGCUUUACGGAAGAGUGGCCAAAAAAAAGCAAUUUCUUAAAUAAAAUAUGCAAAACGUUUGGUGUUUGCCAAAAGGCAUGUGGGAGACUCCCCAAACAUAUGUAAGAAGGUACUCUGGUCAGAUGAGACUAAAAUUGAGCUUUUUGGCCAUCAAGGAAAACGCUAUAUCUGGCGCAAACCCAACACCUCAUCACCCUGAGAACACCAUCCCCACAGUGAAGCAUGGUGGUGGCAGCAUCAUGCUGUGGGGAUGUUUUUAUUCGGCAGGGACUGGGAAAACUGGUCAGAAUUGAAGGAAUGAUGGAUGGCGCUAAAUACAGGGAAAUUCUUGAGGGAAACCUGUUUCAGUCUUCCAGAGAUUUGAGACUGGGACGGAGGUUCACCUUCCAGCAGGACAAUGACCCUAAGCAUACUGCUAAAGCAACACUCGAGUGUUGUCUUGGAAUGGCCUAGUCAAAGCCCAGACGUCAAUCCAAUUGAGAAUCUGUGGUAUGACUUAAAGAUUACUGUACACCAGCGGAACCCAUCAAACUUGAAGGAGCUAGAGCAGUUUUGUCUUGAAGAAUGGGCAAAAAUCCCAGUGGCUAGAUGUGCCAAGCUUACAGAGACAUACCCCAAGAGACUUGCAGCUGUAAUUGCUGCAAAAGGUGGCUCUGCAAAGUAUUGACUUUGGGGGGAUGAAUAGUUAUGCACGCCCAAGUUCUGUUUUUCUGUCUUAUUUCUUGUUUUGUUUCACAAUAAAAAAUAUUUUGCAUCUUCAAAGUGGUAGUAGGCAUGUUGUGUAAAUCAAAUGAUACAAACCCCCAAAAAAUCAAUUUUAUUUCCAGGUUGUAAGGCAACAAAAUAGGAAAAAUGCCAAGGGGGGUGAAUACUUUUGUAAGCCAAUCUGUCCUUUUAUAUCGGAGUGCUGCAGGUUCUGUGCAUUCUGUUCUGUGUCUUGACCAAUCAGUUUCACAGAAAUCACAGAUUGCGCUGUCCCAUCUUGCCGUCUGGGUAAACGAAAUGGUCAUGUUAUGUAGCCUAGUUAUAGCCCAUUUAUUUGUGUUAGGAGAAAAUGUGAAAGUGAUCAAAUUUGGUUUAGGCUAUAUUCAAACUUGGUCUGGUUACCUUGACCUUUUCAAUCCAAAAUGAUUAACUGAAAUUAAUCAAACAACACAAUACUGAUUACGUAAAUAUACAUACUUUUUAAUUGCAGUUGCAUAGGCCUAUACGAUGCAAACCUGCAUAAAGCAAUCUCAGCCCUCUGAGUUCUAUUGUCCAAUUGCAGUGGUUGUGUUUGUGUAAAGGAAAGUUUUAUAAUAAUUCGUAUUAACUAGUACAAGGUUGCUGCAGUUUGACUGGGUUUUCAUCCUCCCGAGGACCAGGAGUUUUUCCAGAAUUUUUUUAAAACCAUGUGACCAGUUUAGAAAAUAUCUGUAUACCUAGGCGGCAGGUAGCCUAGUGGUUAAGAGCGUUCGGCCAGUAACUAAAAGGUCAAUGGUUCGAAUCCCCAAGCAAGGCACUUAACCCUAAUUUCUCCUGUAAGUCGCUCUCGAUAAGAGCAUCUGCUAAAUGACUUCAAUGUAAAUGUGGUCCCACUCCCAUCAUUGCCCAUAUACAUAAAUAACUUCUUACAACUACUUUUUACAACUAAUUAAUUAAUGUCAUACCCUAUGAGCUGGUUAAAUUACCAGAUUAGGAAAUGCUCCGGGCCCCAGGGAAAAUAAUUUGCUGGGACCUGGGGUGCCACUUCUGCAUCAGGGCAUCAUCGGUCCCAUAAAUCGUUGUAUUUGGUUUCAAAUACUGGUAGUGGGGGAAAAGGGAUGCCGUUUGUAAAACAUGUGGGUCCAAAAUCACUGAUGAAUUGCAAUGAAAUUGGCAUAAAACAUAACCAUUGACAUGAGGACUCUAAACCCAAAAUAAGGGACUUGUGACUUGACUCGACCUGAGCUUGCCCAUUAUUGCUUGGGACUUGACUCGAGACUCAAAGAUUAAGACUUGUGACUUGCUUAGGACUUGCAAAAUUGUGACUUGGUCCCAUCUCUGGUAAUUCAUGGUAACCUCGUAAGCAAUUCAUUUAGACCCGGCGUUUAUUUGAAACAGACGUUUAUUUGCUGAAAUUGGUGUCAUUGCCUGGUUAUUAAAAGAGACAGGCGGCUAUUUGAGACUCAGCGUUUAAUUGAAGUUUUACGGUACCUGAAUUUGUCCAAUAGAAACUCUUUAGUUGUUCCGUUUUGCAACUCUUUGGACUAAUGAUUACACCCCAAUUCUCACAUUGAGACGUCCAGAAGCAGCCGUUCCCUACGGACGCGUCUGCCACAGGAAGUGGCUUGCCACAGGAAGUGGCUGAGGCUCGUUGUAUUUACAGUGGCUGGAGAUGGUAAUGAUGGUGGCUAAUGGUUCAUCUGGAGCUGGACACACACACAGAGACAAACACAGGAAGUGGUAGAGCAGAGUCCUCAUGUGCCUGGAGUUAGGAGUCAUGGCCAAUUAAGUAUGGGCCUAGAAUAGUUCUCACUCACUCACUCACACACACACACACACACACACACAUAUAUAUCUCCCUCUGACCUGGGGUUUGGGUUUGUCCCGUUCUGUCUGUCUGGGGGAGCUAGCUAUGUCUGGGAUUAAGCCCUUCUGCCCCAGGACACACACAUCAAGACCCAUACAUCUCCAGCACGGCGGUCCUAACAGCAGGAGGGGUGGAAACCCACAAGAAAAGGGAACAAUUACUGUGAGAAGGAGGGUUUGGGAGGGAUGUCCACUUCUCCUUAUGGGAGGAAAGGGGAGGUCGGUCCGCUCCUCUCUUAGGGUGAUGGAUUGGCCCAACAUUAGUGCUUCGUACUUCAGGGACGGGUACCGGGGAAGGGGGCGGGGGAAGAGAUUCUUCCAGACCCUCUUUCUGUCUUCUCUAACAAGAUUCUUGCUGUCAGGAUCUACAUUCAGACUCUCACACGAACACACACAGGUUAAGCAGCUAUACUUCCUCAUAUGUCCUUAGUGUUUCCCUAAACACCAUGAUCCCUUUCCUCUACCCUUUCACCUACAUUUUCCUGAACCCAUGGCUGAGCGGCAAGCACAUUUUUCUUCUGGAAAACCCUAAGGGAGUGUGUGCUGCUCCACUGCCUAGCUGUAUGUCAUAAACCGUUUUUAACGAUGAAGCAAGAUGCCUGUGUAAUGCUGCUUUCGUACUAGAGGCCAUAGCUUCAGCCUGAGAAACCCACUCAACUUUAAUCGAUCUUUAAAAACUACCAGAAGUUCGAACUAGAAGUGUGUUUUGUGCUACCUUGUGUUACUGACCCAGCUGUACGUCUUUGCCAGCGCAGAUCUUUUGGGUGUGAAGUGGUGGUUCAUUAGUAUGUCUGGAUAGGCGGGAUGAUUGGGCCUGUCCUCCCCUCCCUCAUGUCUCCUUUCACUGACUUUAAACUUGUGGCAACUGACAUUCCAGAGUGGGGGGUGGUGGGGGUAGAAGGACCUUUUGUUUUAAUCUCUGUCAAUGGAGCGUGGAGAUUGGUGCCCUCUCCCCUGUCUUUGUGUGUGGGGGAGGUGAAUGGAAGGGCUGCAGUGUUUCCGGUAGCCUUGGUGACACAGUGGGGAUUUGGAGUUAAAAAAGCCCUCAAUUUACCCCUCCCCCGCCUCAUUUUUUUCUUUUUAGAGUGUCCGUCUGAAGUGGAAGUGACAGCACCGCACUUGCAGUGUGUGUGUGUGUGUGUCCUGGUGCCCGAAUUCAGGAGCGUUUGGUGACUCCCUCGGAGAGAGCAUGGGAACUUUACAUUUCAAAGCCGGGCAGAGGGCACACAGAGAAACUGCAGCGGAACAGAAGUUUUGUGUGUACAAGGAGAAAGAGGAGAGGAGAUGCUACAAAGAGAACAGAGUGAAAGGGGGGGUGUAUGCUUGCGCGCAUGAGAGAGAGAGAGGUGAAGCAUUUUGCGGAGAGAGUCUGGAAUUCUCAUUUUCUUCAGAUUAAGAAAGUGGGGGUGGCGGGGGGGUUCGUGGGAGAGGGGUGCUGGAUUAUUUGGGGGGUGGGGGGGUGUGAUGGACAUUCCUUAGGAUGAAGUAGGUCAUUGUUCCCCGUCUCUACUGAAGAGAGCCUUCUGAAGGAACUGACCAACUGAAAGCACUGGAGGGAGAGCGAGAGGGGGACAGGUCCCUAUAUGGAAAGGGAGGAAGAGGGGUGGGCAGUAAUCCUAUUGAAAAUGCCUCUGAAGGACAGACCAAGAGGAGCAGGGAGAAAGGAAAACGAAUGGAAUGUGACAACAGAAAAAUGCCAUUGGUGGUCAGUCUGAAGCGGCUUGAUGUGGAGAGACGUUUCUGUUGAAUGGCAGUGGGUCUACAGGAAGCAGGCAACCGCCGCUCCCAUACUCACUCUCUCUCUAUCGCGUUCUCUCUCUCAAACUCUAACUCCUCUCAUCCCCCUCUCUUUUCCUCCUUUCCAACUGCUUCUCUUCCCAUGGUGUUUUUUUUCCUGCUGAGUGAUUUUAUGUGCUGUACUGCUGUUGGGACACUGCGCUGUACUGCUCAGAAAUGUUGUGAGGGGAAACCAGUACAUACAGGACAAUGUUAAAUGAAAUAAAUAUCCAUCUGUUUUGAUCAUAACCCCUCUCUGCUUUUCAACCCUAUUGGCAGCUACAGGAGGACUAUGUCCCAAAUGGCACCCUAUUCCCUAUAUAGUGCACUAUGGGUCAAAAGUAGUGCACUAUAUAAAACCUUUUUUUUGCCUUUGGUGAACUAACACUCGCACUUUACUAUUUCCCCUUACUAGCUCUGACUUUGCUGAUAGCUACUUUAUUUAGGGAAAAUGUACUUUCUAUGACUGAGAUCUGUGGUUGUCCCACCUAGCCAUCUUAAGAUGAAUGCACUAACUAAGUCGCUCUGGAUAAGAGCGUCUGCUAAAUGACAAAUGUAUAGUGAAUAGGGUGCCAUUUGGGACUCAAUCCAGGAUUUCUAUAGCCUAGAGCUGUGCAUUUUGGGAAAGAGGGUUGUGUGCAGACCACCUAAAUCUCUGUCUCUCUGGAGUACCAUUCUAAUGACACAGUCACAGACACGCUGCCAAAAACAUUAUUGAGGAGACGUUCAAUCUGGUUUUGGAAAUGUACAAUAGGAAAGGGGGUUUCAAACUGGGGUCAGCGGCCAUUCAGGGCAAAUGCCCAUUUGAUUUUGUUAUUAUGUUUGAGCAGAGGAACACAGCAUUAGCCAUGGCAAAAUGCAUAGAAUUGUAGGAAAUUAACAUAUUCUUUAUUUUGAUGUAGCUAUAACAUUUUCAGACAUUCUUAUCCAGAGUGACUUAGUUCGUGCAUUAAUCUUAAGAUAGCUAGGUGGGACAACCACAUGUCUGUCAUAGUAAGUAUAUUUUUCCUCAAAGUAGCAAUCAGCAAAGUCAGUGCUAGUAGAAAAAAUGAAAAAAUAGUGAAAGGCAAGAUUGUAAAAAAAAAUGUAUGCAGUGAACUGGGAUUUAUGUAGGUAUGUUUUUAGACGCACAGAUCUGAAUAGACUACAUAGUUUCAACCUCUGGCAGACAGAAUAAAUAUGAUAUUAAGAUGAGGGUUGAUAAAACCUGCACCCCCUUCCGUCCACAUGUUUUGGAAGAUUUACAAAGCCAUUAUCUAUCACGCUGAGAAUGCUGCAAAUUUCCUCAAUAUCAAAUAACCUCAUAAUAAUAACCUCUGUUAAUAUUAUUUUAGGUUCACAAAUAUAGCCUAUCAUUACAAAACUGUGUUAUUCAAAGUCUUAGCUAUGCGCUAUCGUCAUACUUACACCCUCUCUUCCUCUUUCCUGUCUGCAGAGUUCUUCCGCGAGUUACUGGACAACGCGGAGCGCUCGCUCAACGACAUGUUCGUGCGCACAUACGGCAAGAUGUACGUGCAGAACGCCGAGCUAUUCAAGCAUUUCUUCCAGGAGCUGAAGCGCUACUACGUAUCGGGCAGCGGGGCGGUCAACCUGGACUCCAUGCUGUCUGACUUCUGGGAAGACCUCCUGGAGAGGAUGUUCCGAUUGGUCAACGUCCAGUACGAGUUCAGCGACGCCUACAUGGAGUGCGUCAGCCGGCACACCGAGCAGCUAAAACCGUUUGGCGACGUGCCACGCAAGCUCCGCCUCCAGCUGACACGGGCCUUCGUGGCGGCGCGCACCUUUACCCGCGGCCUGGCGCUCAUGCCCGAGGUGGUCAACAAAGUCUCCACGGUAAGAGGAGGAGAAAGAGAGAGAGAGAGAGAGGGAUGUUGAUAGAAUUACAUAUGCAGUGCUUUCAGAAGGUAUUCACACCCCUUGACUUUUUCAACAUUUUGUUGUGUUACCGCCUGACUUUAAAAUUGAUUAAAUUGAGAUUGUGUCACUGAUCUACACACAAUACCCCAUAAUGUCAAAGUGGAAUAAUGUUUUUAGAAAUUUACAAAUUAAUUAAAAAUGAAAAGCUGAAAUGUCUUGAGUUAAAUAAGUAUUCAACUCUUUUUAUGACAAGCCUAAAUAAGUUCAGGAGUAAACAUUUGCUUAACAAGUCACAUAAUAAGUUGCAUGGACUCACUCUGUGUGCAAUAAUAGUGUUUAACAUGAUUUUUGAAUAACAUCUCUGUACCCCACAUAUACAAUUAUCUGUAAGGUCCCUCAGUCGAGCAGUGAAUUUCGAACAGAUUCAACCACAAAGACCAGGGAGGUUUUCCAAUGCCUCGCAAAGAAGGGCACCUAUUGGUAGAUGUGUGAAAAAAAGCAGACAUUGAAUUUCCCUUUUAGCAUGAUGAAGUUAUUAAUUACGCUUUGGAUGGUAUAUCAAUACACCCAGUCACUACAAAGAUAAAGGAGUCCUUCCUAACUCAGUUGCUAGAGAGGGAAACCAACAACAUUGUAGUUACUCCACAAUACUAACCUAAUUGACAGAGUGAAAAGGAAGCCUGUACAGAAUAAAAAUAUUCCAAAACAAGCAUCCUGUUUGUAAUAAGGCACUAAAAUAAAACUGCAAAAAAUUUUGCAAAGAAAGGAACUUUCUGUCCUGAAUACAAAGCGUUAUGUUUGGGGCAAAUCCAACACAUUACUCAGUACCACGCUUCAUAUUUUCAAGCAUGGUGGUGGCUGCAUCAUGUUAUGGGUAUGCUUGUCAUCGGCAUGGACUAGGGAGUUUUUUUAGGUUAAAAAGAAACGGAAUGGAGCCAAGCACAGGCUAAAUCCUAAAGGGAAACCUGGUUCAGUCUUCCCAACAGACACUGGGAGACAAAUUCACCUUUCAGCAGGACAAUAACAUAAAACACAGGCCAAAUAUACACUGGAGUUGCAAACCAAGACCACGCUGAAUGUUCCUGAGUGGCCUAGUUACAGUUUUGACUUAAAUCGGCUUCAAAAUCUAUGGCAAGACUUGAAAAUGGCUGUCUAGCAAUGAUCAACAACCAACUUGACAGAACUUGAAGAAUUUUUAAAAUAGUAAUGUGCAAAUAUUGUACAAUCCAGGUGUGCAAAGCUCUUAGACUUACCUAGAAAGACUCACAGGUGUAAUCGCUACCAAAGGUGCUUCUACACAAGUAUUGACUCAGGUGAAUACUUAUGAGAUUUCUGCAUUUCAUUAUCAAUACAUUUGCUACACUUUCUAAAAACAUGUUUCCACUUUGUCAUUAUGGGGUAUAGUGUGUAGAUGGGUGAGAGGAAAAAAUUAUGUUAUCCAUUUUGAAUUCAAGCUGUAAAUCAACAAAAUGUGGAAUACGUAUGAAGACUCUCUGAAGGCCCUGUAUAUUAGUUGCAGUAUAGCAUCUCUAUGUGAUGGGAUAAGUUGGUUCAGUGUCACGUAGGGACCAGGGAGGGUGUUGAGAAGUAGCAUGAAGUGCCCUUGAAAGCCUCCUGUGUAGAGAGGUCUGGUCUGGCUGUGGUUAUCUGUAGCCUAGGUCAGUGUUCCCAUGCACUGAACAGCUGGUUUAAACCCCUAAAUAUACAAACGUUCCCAGAAUAACAACCUUCUGUAAUGUUUGACCAGGUGUGGGGAGUUCAGGUGAACAUUUCUUCCUCACCCUCGUGUGUUUUCUAACCUCUGUGGGCCCUGGUCAAAACUAUUUCACUAUGUAGGAAAUCAGGUGACAGUUUGGGACACUGUUUGUCUGAAUGAGAGUUCAAGAUUCCGUAAUAGUGCUGUGCUGUUUUGUUGUCUGUGGGUGUGUGUCUGUGGGGGUGUGUCUGUAUGAAUGAGUGUGUGAAGAGAGGGCAAGGAGCAAAACUACAGUGGCAUGACAGGUUUAUAGCAGUUUUGGCAGUGACUCAUUCAUGAUAAGAUACUGCACAUUGGACUUUCACUAUAAAUCGCAUUGGGAUUUGAGUGAUAAUUUGAUAUUAUCUUGUGUGUAUAGUUUUAGUGUCCUGCCUGUCUGUCGGUUUAAGAUAAGGAUCAGUUCAUUCACCUGACUCCUCCCUCCCUCAGGUCAGUGCGUCCCCUAGCUGUGUACGGGCAGCCAUGAAGAUGAUGUACUGUCCCUACUGUUCUGGCCAGGUUGCCCUCAAGCCUUGUCAGAACUACUGUCUCAACGUGAUGCGUGGCUGUCUGGCCAACCAGGCCGACCUCGACACCGAGUGGAACAACUUCCUGGGUAAGGGCUUCCAUAUCCAACAAGGAACAGCUCACUAUGCUGUGUGUGUGUUUGGCUUCUGCCACGCUGUCCCUCACUGGGGUGCCACUGGUGCCUGCUACUCCCUCCCUGUGUGGCAGCUUUACUGGGCCUUACUUUGGGCCCCUUGUUAAGUCCUCUUAGGAUCAAAACACUUGGACUCUGCUGUGUGCUUCCCCCUGCUGGUAGAAACAGGUGAAAUCACCCCAUGUUGAAAAUGGCUGAAAAAAUAUUUUAGUGCUUCUUUAAUUUCCAGAAGUAUUUACUGAGGGUGUGGUUGUUUUCUUUGUGACUAACUGAGUUGUCUGAUUCUCAGAUGCCAUGUUGAGUCUGGCUGAGAGGCUGGAGGGGCCCUUCAACUUUGAGUCUGUCAUGGACCCUAUUGACGUCAAGAUCUCUGAGGCCAUCAUGAACAUGCAGGAGAACAGCAUGCAGGUGUCACAGAAGGUCAGUCACUUCCUGUCUUGGUGUGACUGUGUGUGUCUUCUGCAUUCCCCAACCUGUGUCUGUCUGGUAGCCUGUGUCGGCCUGUCUGUCUGGUAGCCUGUGUCGGCCUGUCUGUCUGGUAGCCUGUGUCGGCCUGUCUGUCUGGUAACGGUGUCUGCCUGUCUGUCUGGUAACGGUGUCUGUCUGUCUGUACAUGCUGCUCACUCUCCUCUCCAGGUGUUUCAGGGGUGUGGUCAGCCUCAGCCAGGUAAAGGCUUCCGGUCCCGUCGCUCAGUCAAGGAGACAGGAUUCACCGGUCGCUUCCGUCCCUACAGCCCCGAUGCACGGCCCACCACAGCUGCUGGCACCAGCCUGGACAGAUUGGUAAGUCUUCGUCAGACAUCUGCCCCAACCAGCAGCAUCAAUACAAUAGUUUUUACGUGAGAAGUAAAAGUACAAAGUCUUUCAAAUGGACUUGGUAUAAAUGUGUGAGCUAUCUCUGUUUGCAUGCCUCCCUCCUUCUACCCAGACGACAGAUGUGAAGAAGAAGCUGAAGCAUGCUAAGAAGUUCUGGUCCACGCUGCCAGAGACUGUGUGUGUUGGGGAGAGGAUCACGUCUGGGGAUGACUGUUGGAACGGAACAGCAAAGAGCAGGUUAGUUUGGCAGGUUUUUUUCUCAGGUCUCUCCCUUGACACAGACACCAAUCAACAUUGUCUGCAUCCCAAAUGGGACCCUAUUCCCUGUUUAGUGCACUACUUUUGACCAGGGCCCGUAGGGAUGGAGCCACUCACUCUAAAGGCAUAAAGUAAGGUUGCUGCAGAACGAACAGUGUGCUCGGUAGGAUCUCCCCAUUCACUCACACCCUUCUUCCCUAGGUACGAGUCUGUUGUUAUGGGCAACGGAUUGGCCAAUCAGGUGUCCAACCCGGAUGUGGAAGUGGACAUCACAAAGCCAGACCUGGUGAUUCGCAGUCAGAUCGCAGUGUUAAAGGAAAUGACUAGCUGGCUGAAGGCCGCCCACAGCGGCAACGACAUCUCCAUCGACCAAGGUGAGGAUGGUAAACCCUAACAGAUUAACUGACUGAGGCCCAUCGCCCCAUGCAGAGCCAUUAACCACACCUCUCCAGAGAACUCGACUUCAGCAAGUUUGCGCCAUUUUAAUAGACGGUGGCUUGACAACGUCACCACAAUAAUGCGUGCACUACUCCGAGGUAAAAGGCUGUGUGUUGUCUUCUGAACGGUCAGAUAGCUAGUAAGAAGCUGUGUUGACGUGUUUUGACUCUUGUCACGUCUAUGCUAAUAUGGCAAAAAUAUUGCAAGCUAGCUAACCAACAACUGUAACAAUUUACAGGUAACUGCCAAAAUAAAGGAAACACUUGAGUAAAUGAAGGAUACAAAUUAUAUUGAAAGCAGGUGCUUCCAUACAGGUGUGGAAUAACAUCCCAUCAUGCUUAGGUUCAUGUAUAAAAAUGCUGGACAGGCCCAGUUGCCCAUUAUUUUUGGCUACCAUGGCUGGAAGAAGAUAUCUGUGACUUUGAUAGAGGGGUGAUUGUUGGGGCAUGUUUAGCAGGAGCUUCAGUGACGAAGACUGAUCAAUAUACUGAUGUAAACCAUAUGCCAUGGCCGUCUGUCACCAGAUCUCAACCCAAUUGAACACUUAUGGGAGAUUCUGGAGCGGUGCCUGAGAGAGUGUUUUCCACCACCAUCAACAAAACACCAAAUGAUGGAAUUUCUUGUGUCGCAUCCCUCCAAUAGAGUUUCAGACUCUUGUAGAAUCUAUGCCAAGGCGCAUUGAAGCUGUUCUGGUUUGUGGUGGCCCAACACCCUAUUAAGACACUUUAUGUUGGUGCUUACUGGGCAAAUGUAUUUAUGUUUUCAUUAAACAUUUGCAGACUAAGCCUAAACAAGUUGUCAAUAAUCCUUUGAUUGUAAGCCCACCCUGUCUGUUUUUACCUCUUAGUUGUGCAGUGUGCACGCAAUGGUUUUGUUGGUGAACACCCCACCUGUAUAAAUGAGAAGAAUAUCUAGGCCAGAAUGUAUUCAGUUUGAUGACUAAUGCCUCCCUGUGAGAUAAGGAACCUUGGAUGACUAAUGCCUCCCUGUGAGAGAAGGAACCUUUAUAUGCCAUUUAGAAGACACUUUUAUCCAAAGCCACUUAGUCAUGCGCGCAUAAAGCAUUUAUGUCUGGGUGGUCCCGGAAAACGAACCCACUAUCUUCGCGUUGCAAGCGCCAUACUCUACCAACUGAGCUAGAGAGGACCACUACCUUUGGUGUUACCAUUCAAAAUGUCACAACAGACUUGAUCAGUUCACUUUUCAUCCCCGAAUGCUGUUUCUAGUCCUGAGUUCAUGACCCCAUCAACCUGCUCUCACUUUUUGCCUCCUGCCAUCCUCUCUCUCUCUCUCUCUCUCUCUCUCUCUGUGUUCCAGAUGAGGACGGUAGCGGAGGAGAGGAGAGCGGCAGCGGAUGUGCCUCUCCGUCCUGUGAGGCAGACCGGGACAUCUACUUCUCCACCCCGCCCACCCCCAUCAACCCCCGCGUGGUCAAGGUGGUGCACCAGGAAACGACUGGGGGAGUCCGUGUGGCACACGGGAGCAUGGCUCUGGCACUCUGUGGGCUCGUCCUGGCCCUGCUCGCCCCCCACUGGAGAUAA
Molecule: messenger RNA, 43180 nt
Organism: Coregonus sp. 'balchen'
Lineage: Eukaryota; Metazoa; Chordata; Actinopteri; Salmoniformes; Salmonidae
Source: the annotation of a GenBank genome assembly